Messenger RNA from Mugil cephalus (flathead mullet), 1983 nucleotides. RefSeq names its product mesenchyme homeobox 1 (gene meox1). Gene Ontology annotation, molecular function: RNA polymerase II cis-regulatory region sequence-specific DNA binding; DNA-binding transcription factor activity, RNA polymerase II-specific. NCBI's taxonomy places the organism in Eukaryota, Metazoa, Chordata, Actinopteri, Mugiliformes, Mugilidae. The transcript is spliced from 3 exons. Gene Ontology annotation, biological process: positive regulation of transcription by RNA polymerase II. The coding region runs from base 608 to 1405 and encodes 265 amino acids. Gene Ontology annotation, cellular component: nucleus. The record is from RefSeq and is a predicted model, not a curated record.
UUGGUUGGAGGGUACUACCAACAUGUGGCCGGCAGGGCUCCUCCUCCCCGGUCUCACGUUACACUCCAUAAACUUGCCACUCUUUCCCACCUAUAUGUUUAAAAAGGAGGAGGGCUCGCUUGUCAAGAAUGCCUUAGAAGAGUUGUGAAAACAGCCAGCCCGAGAAGGGGAGUCUAGCAGUUGCGGAUGCAGCUCUCCCGCCGAGCCACAAGCCAGUCAGAGCCUUGAAGGAGAGGGUGUGUGAGAGCAAGACAGAGGAAAAGUGUGUGAGAGUGUGUCAGGACCAGAGGCUCCGAAGGACGUCACGCACACACGCACGUACGCACACACACUCACACGCACGCACACACACUACGAGAAGAGAGGGGGGGGAACGCACUGUCACAGGAAGGCGUCUAUCCUCGCGCGUUCUGGGCUGUGGGAGAGUCAACAGCUCUGACAGAGGCGAGUGUUCAUGCAGUGAGAUGAUGAUGCGCAGCUGAAGUGGAUAUUUUUUUUUUUUAAAAAGAUUUCAAGUCUCCGUCUCGAAUAUCUGAAGGAGGUUUCCGACUUCUCCUCCGCCCGGGAAGAGUGAAAAAGACUUCAAAUCAAGUGUUUUUGCAUCACCAUGGAUCAGCCAGCCAGCAGCUGCAUGCGGAGCGCCCAUCCCAGCAGCCCCAUCUGGGGUUGCAUGAGGAACCCUCACUCGGGCGUCCCGGGGGCCAAUCUGCAGUCGCCCUACCAGCAGGCCCCUUUCUCCCUCCACCAGAAGCCCGAGUUCCUGGCCUACACGGACUUCUCCAGCUCCUGCCUGGUGCCGAGCGCGCCGCACGCAGCCUACCCCCGCGACGACAGACUGUACCAGGAGAACCAGGGGGGCUACCAGAGGGCCGAGUGGCAGUUCAGCCCCUGCGAGACCCGGUUGAGGGCGCCCGAGGCCUGCCCGCCCGUCGCCCCCGCGGUGGUGGUGGGCGGCGGCGGGAGUGGAGGGCCUGAGCUGGACAGUGUAGUGGGGGACAGGCUGCCGGGAGCCGUGCCCGGGUGCAUGGAGGGAGAGUACUCGCCCCAGAGCGUGGCGUCCGCUGACUCGGACAAGAAGAGCUCCAGUAAGAGGAAGAGAGAUGUCACAGAUAUCCAGGAGUCCAGUUUUAAGGUGGAUUCCAGCUGCAAGGCCCGGAAAGAGCGCACAGCGUUCACGAAGGAGCAGCUGAGGGAGCUGGAGGCCGAGUUCACCCACCACAACUACCUGACCAGGCUGCGCCGCUACGAGAUCGCCGUCAACCUGGACCUCACAGAGAGACAGGUUAAAGUCUGGUUUCAGAACAGGCGGAUGAAGUGGAAGAGAGUGAAGGGAGGACAGUCGGCUUCGCCCAACGACCAGGAAAACGAUGACAUAGACUCGGCGGCCUCGCCCAGCUCCGAAUGAACGAAGCGACGGUCGUGGACGCGCCGAGGCCUGGCCUGGGGUCGACUGGACACCGAUGCAGACUUGUUUUCGUGGAGAGUCGGCGGGCAGGAUCGAAAAUCAUUCUAGAGACUCACUGAGCUUCCUCCACGUCUUUAUCUGUUGUAAAUAGAUCUAUGUCCAUAAUGAACUGCAUUUUGAUACACUAUUGACAAAUACUCUGGGUUUAAAUAUUAUAUAGCUGUAACUUGUGGUCAAGGUCCUUGCAGCCGCCUUAAGGCGAGUGAUGACAUAUCAGGCUGUGAUGUGAUUGUGUUUGAGUGCAUCCCAUUUGGUUCCAGUAAUGUAAUCAUGGCCUUUGACGCUUGACUACAACCACCUGGGAAAAAGCAGACUGCACAAGUGUAGCCAAGCCGUGAGUGCCUCCGAAUCUUUUUUUUUUUGAAUUUGUCUUUUUCCUAGAACAUAGUAUUUUUUUUUUUUUUUUUGUCCUGUCAGGCGUUUUCUACUUCUCUUUUUUAUACGAUUUGAAUGUUAUUGAUAAAACACAGAUGUUGACUGUUUCUGCAAAUAGAAUAAAUCAUUUUCUGCAAAAUGGG